AUGGCGAGAGGAAAGUGGAUCGACAAGAAGAAUGCGCAGCAUUUCACUCUCGUCCACCGUCCGCAAAAUGACCCGCUCAUCCACGACGAAAAUGCGCCUUCCAUGGUGCUCAACCCGGUCUCCCAGAAGGGAGGUUCGAAUAAGGGAAAGCACUUGAGCGAUCUUGCUUCCGAUUUGGGAUCUGACGCUGCGAGCAUCCGAGAAAACGAAGGAGAGGCUGCAGAGUAUGGCGUUUACUACGAUGACACCGAGUAUGACUACAUGCAGCAUCUUCGUGAUCUGAACCAGGGCGGCAGCGAAGCUGUCUGGGUUGAGGCUUCGGCGACCGCAAACAAGGGCAAGGCCAAGCAACAGCAGUCCCUUGAGGAUGCCUUGCGUCAGAUGGAUUUGGAACACAAGAGCGAGGCCCUUUUGGACGAGUCUGUUCUGCCAUCCAAGAACCUACAGCGGACAACCUACCAAUCCCAGCAGGAUAUUCCUGAUGCGAUUGCAGGAUUCCAGCCUGAUAUGGACCCUCGGUUGCGGGAAGUGCUGGAAGCAUUGGAGGACGAGGCGUAUGUAGAUGAGGACGACGACAUUUUCCAGCAGCUGGCCAAGGAUUCGCGGGAGAUUGACGAGUAUGAAUUCGAGGAACAGUAUGACUAUGACGACGAAGAUGACGGCUGGGAAUCGGAUGCUACGGCUAAGCCGAGCAAAGAAUACAAGGGCGACGCCGCGCCUCAGCUAGUCCCUGUUGUUGCCGUUGAAGGAGAAGCGCUGCCAGAACACCAGAACGAAGACUGGCUUGAGGACUUCAAGCAGUUCAAAAAGGAUCAAAAGGGUGGAAAGCCCCAAGCCAAGGCUGCUCCGUCUGAGUUGCAGUCUUCCAUUUGGACCACAACGACUAUGGGCGGCCGGAAGAAGAAGAGAAAGGGUGCCCUCACUAACCCAUCCACCUAUUCGAUGACCUCAUCAUCCAUGGUCAGAACGGAACAGCUUACACUUCUGGAUGCCCGAUUCGACAAAAUUGAGGAGGAAUACACAAGCGAGAUGGGUGACGACAUGGCCUCCGUCUCGGAAGUGUCAACGGCGUCCAGCGUGACAGGGCCUACUAGAGGUGACUUCGACAGCAUCAUGGAUGACUUCUUGGGUAGCUAUACCAAGCCAGGAAAGAGGACGAACAAGAAGAAUAAGGCGCAGACUGGUCUUGAGCAGUUGGAUGAGAUUAGGAAGGGGCUUGGUCCAGCCCGUCUUAGGUCUAGGGGAUCGACAUCGGGUGGCUUUGGAGGUCAGUCUGACGCGGGUCAUCAAGGUUUUGGCCUCAAUGGGGCUGGUGGCGGUGAUGGGAAGCGGCCGAAGCGCAACCACAAGACUCAACCUCUCGAGAUGACGACUCUUUCAACCAAACGGAAGGGCGUCAACCCUUUCGACGGCGCGAGCUCAGAUGACAAUCGCCGACGAAAAACCACCAAAGGAAACACUCAGGGCGAAUGGAAGAAGAAAGCUCCACAGGCGCCAGGCGCCAGGUCAAAUGGCGCGAAGAAGGGCGCGAAGGGAUUCGACACAUCACAUUCGCGUGGUGUUUUUGGCUCCCAAAACACUGAUCUCCGUCAGGUAACAGAUUCCACUGAUUACGAAACCGACGAUGCGAAUGGCGAAGCGGCUGGCGACGGAACGCCAUACUCCGAGAAGAUACUUGCACAGCUUAGGAAGGAUGGAAUAGCGCCGCCAAAAUGGCCGUCCGAUCCAGGAAACACCAAGCAAAAGGCCGUGAUGGCCAAGUUUAGGGAAGAAUACAAAUCCUAUCGCGACCGCGCGCGAGCCUCUCUAAUGCGCGCGGGCUUAAUUGACGACCCCGACAAGCCAAAACGACUGGAAGACGCGCUUGUAUUCAAAGGCAUCUGCGACGCCAUGUGCCCCGAUUUUGAGAAAAUCACGCGUAUUACCGAAUUCGAUGUUCAAUCCGCAGAGAAAGAUCCCCGAACAACGUUCGCCAUAACCUCAAAGAUGGUGAAGAAGCUUGCUCGUUCUGCAGCUGGGCAGGAAGCUCCCUUGCCGAUGGACGUUAGAUCAACUGCGGCACUCCGAAAAACGCUUGACUACCUCAUCGACGAUCUUCUGCAAACAGACGACAGCCUUCCUGUGAUGCAUGGCUUCCUCUGGGACAGGACACGUGCGAUUCGGCGCGACUUCAUCUUCCACUCGAUGAUGACUCCCGAAGAAAUGAAGGACCAAGUGUACUGCCUCGAGACGAUAGCAAGGUUUCAUGUCACGUCUCUGCACUUGCUCUCUCAAGAAGGGUUUACGCCGGAAGACUUCUCGGAACAACAAGAAAUUGAACAGCUGGGCAAGUCUUUGCUCUCGCUCAUGUUUGCUUACGACGAUUGCAAACCACACGACGUCAUUUGCGAAAACGAAGCAGAAUUUAGAGCAUAUCACCUACUCUUUAGUGCGAAUAAGCCGAACAUUCUCGACGAUGUCCAAAAGGAGUGGGGAGAUUCUCGAUUUUGGGCAGACUCCGACGAAAUCAGGACAGCCGUGUCCCUCGUUGAGAGUUUGCAGAGCGCUGUCGACUUCCAUGGCCCCUUGGGUUCUGGACCGUCUAUGGCCAUCUCGGGUGCGCACCGAACCUACUUUAAGAUUGUUGAGAGCCGCCAGGUGUCCUACACAAUGGCCUGUUUUGCGGAGAUUCAUAUGGGCCAAUUGCGUCGCUCGGCCCUCCGUUCUUUAAAAAAGGCAUACACCAGGCCACGAAACGGAGCGAAAGAUAUUACACCCUCUAUACUGAAUCGAUUCCUUCAUUUCGACACGGAAUCCCAGGCUAUCGAAUUCGCCGAACAGCACGGGCUGGCCUUUGUCGAUGGAGAAUCCCCAUCUGGCGAGCUGAUCAAAUACCUGGACACCUCAAACCGCUUAACAUGGCCCAGAAUUCAUCAUAGCUUUUCCCGAGAGCUAGUGGAAAGGAAGCGCGGGUCCCGUAGCCUUUCGGACGUCAUUCACAGCACUAUCCCAGACGAAUCAUCGAAGAUCGAUAAAACCCCUUUUGCAUCCAGCAACAAUGGGUUUACUAGCAACACUACGACAUUCAAGCCUCCUCAGAACCAUACGCCCUUUGGGACGGACUCCACAUCGACUAGCAACGGGGCUUUCAAGUCCCCUUUCGCGUCUUCCCAAGGAACUACAUCUACGAACCUAACGGGAAUGCCAACAUUCGACAAAGCACCCGAUGGCCCCAAAACUGCUGCGUCAACAGCAACAAUGCCUGCUUCAAAUCCGUUCUCUGCGAAUCCUAGCCCCUUUAGCCAAGCUAGCAACAAUGCUCCCGUAAGUGGCAGCCCAUUCGCAUCAGCAACCCAGCCGAACGGGGCUACAAAAACGCCCGAGCCCGGUCUUUCGUCUUUUGCAUCUCCAGCCUUUGGACCCAGCACGCAGCAGAAGAGUCAGGACAACAGUCAGGCUGCCCAGCCGAAGCCGGCAGCACCACCUAGUAAUGCCUUUUCGCCGGCGAUUACUGUCACACCCCCAACACCACAAUUUCCCCUGUCAGGUGCAGCCAGUGCUUCAAAACCACCAAGUCCAUUUGCGGGGAGCACAACUGGCACGGCCCCGGCCUCGUCCCCUUUCUCUAGCACAUCAUUCCCACCACCUACUAAGCCGGCUGAAACGGGACAACCUCUCGCAUCCGCUCCAGGCGCGCAGAUCUCAGCACCCCCGAAGAUUGAAGAGCCAAAGUCAACUGCUGUGCAAAGUCCCUUCAGCGCCUUGGCAUCACCAGAACCACCCCGUCAAGCUCCGAGCUCCGAGACGCUUCCGGCUCCAGUACAUGAACAACGCCCCAAGCAAGAUGUUAUGGGAGACUUUGCUAAAUGGUAUGUUACGGGGGACAACGGGUUGAUACACGAAUUUGAAAAGUUCAUUGUUGAGCAAAUCGUCUCCAAUGCCUUUGACCAAUACCAUAAAGAGGAGGAGGAAAGGAAACGCAAAGAAGAGGAGGAAAGAGACUUGGCGGAGGCACGGAAAUUUCAGGUUUACAACCUCUCCCUUAAAUACUUUUACCGCUGGAAGAAGGUUGCGCGGGAACUUCGGCUUAGCAAGCUCCGUCGACAAGAGAGAGAAGAAUAUAGGAAAGCUCAGAUGGAAAUGCGAGAGGAGGAAACAAAGAAGAGGAAGAAGGCCGCUCGAGUCGCUGAAGCGCGACGAAAGGCUUUGGAGAAGAAUGGUGUCGACCCGGUCGAGGAGCUGCGGGAAAUACUGCAGCUCAAAAAGGGCAACGAGCCACAAGAAGACCUCCAGGCUGAGGCAGAAGCUCUGUUCGCAACGGGCAUCCUUUCUGGAGUCGCAAACGAGCGCGCAGCGAUCGAUAACGUCAUACAAGCGCCUUCGAUUACCCAAACGCUUGAGACAUCUUCGCCGCCUCCAUCAAGAUCUUCAAAGAGCUUGUCGCAGUCUGUUUCGGCAGCCAAGCCGUGUGGUGCGAAGACGCGAGCUCUGCGGGAGGAAUUUAGCAGCCGGAGCAGCAACUUUCGCAGGUCUCUGCCGCCCAUGUCAGCGCAUUCAUCAUCCUCGCGGUUCACUCCGUCUGAAUCACCACAAAAGCGCGUCAGCAAGGUGUCUGACCGCUGGCGUCUGAAGGCCAUGGGAUUGGUGACGAUGCCGGACGGGUCUGCGCUUCCGGAAGCAAUCGCAAACGAAAUGCGGUACAACGGCAAGCGGUACUCUGGCCUCGGCUCCUUUGGACUGGACGGUACCGAGCGACGGAGCCGAAGCGUGUCUGCGGAUCUCAAUCACGCAGCCGAGGCACGCCUCCGCUUCUCGCAGUCGCUGAACGGCAGCAGCGGUGCAGCCACACAAGCGAACGGGACAUCUCCGCUUAGCAAGAGGAAGCGGUCCCUGGACGACGACAAGGAGGCGACGGUAGCAGAAGAGACGCGUGUAAAAAAGAGACCAUCUAGCAACGCCGACAUUGAGCGGAUACUGCGCGAGGCAAGGGAGAAUCUGGAGUCGUUACGGAGUUCGAGGGUGGAUCUUGACGAAGGGGCGGAAUGGUUCAGGGAACAGAACGAGAUGAUGCAGGCGGAGGAAACGAGCAGGGCCAGCUCGCCGUGGAGCAAAGGAGGAGGAGGAGGAGGAGGACGUCAGUGA
This is a messenger RNA of Colletotrichum truncatum, 5121 nucleotides long. NCBI's taxonomy places the organism in Eukaryota, Fungi, Ascomycota, Sordariomycetes, Glomerellales, Glomerellaceae. The record is from RefSeq and is a predicted model, not a curated record.